This is a messenger RNA of Sinocyclocheilus anshuiensis, 588 nucleotides long. Its product is annotated as gem-associated protein 7-like. The coding region runs from base 63 to 488 and encodes 141 amino acids. NCBI's taxonomy places the organism in Eukaryota, Metazoa, Chordata, Actinopteri, Cypriniformes, Cyprinidae. Gene Ontology annotation, biological process: spliceosomal snRNP assembly. Gene Ontology annotation, cellular component: SMN-Sm protein complex. The record is from RefSeq and is a predicted model, not a curated record. The transcript has 2 exons.
UUGAAGACUCUUAUUUUGAAAAACAAAACGCUCUUCCGGUCGGACAUUCAGACGCGUGCUGAAUGAGGAGCAGUAUGAAAACUCCAGUGAGCGUCCUGCGGCUGCCCAGAGGACCGGACCCGAACAGCCGAGGUUUCGACCCGAACUCUCCCCGCUUCGUCGCUCUCUGUCCCACAACCGUUCCCUCCUCCUCCUCCUCCUCCUCGGGAAGCGCAGAUGAAGAGGAGCAGCGGCUGCGGGCGGAGCUGCGCGAGAGGUUUCUGCGGACGCUCUUACUGAUGACGGGCAAACGAGUCCGGUUCGACAUGCACGAGCACGUGCGCGUGCACGCGAGGUUCGGCGCCUCGGACAUAGACGUGCUGACCCUGCAGGUGUCUGACCUGGAGACUCCUCUCGGGGUUCAGAGGGAGGCGCUUCUGAGAUGCCAGGAUGUGAUUGCGUGCUCGUUCGAAGCGCGAGAGGGCGCGAGAAGCGUUGCGACUGUGUGAAGAACUUCUUCACGCUGCUGUAUGUAGUAAUAAACCUUUGCAAUGUUGAGAGCUGCAUUCUUAAAAUGUCUUUCUUUUUAACCCCUAAUCAACACUUAAA